Molecule: messenger RNA, 1150 nt
Organism: Halteromyces radiatus
Lineage: Eukaryota; Fungi; Mucoromycota; Mucoromycetes; Mucorales; Cunninghamellaceae
Product: PapD-like protein
Exons: 5
Coding region: 34-1119 (361 amino acids)
Biological process (GO): endoplasmic reticulum membrane organization
Cellular component (GO): endoplasmic reticulum membrane; plasma membrane
Molecular function (GO): FFAT motif binding
Source: RefSeq, a predicted model, not a curated record
UCUUUCUCCACUUCUUUUUUUUUUUUUUAGAUAAUGACUGUAGUAUUAGACCCACCCACACAUCUUUCUUUUAAACGACCACUGACACAACCCAUUGAGGAAUUUUUAUAUGUACGGAAUGUGGGUGUGGAACCUAUUGCUUUCAAAGUCAAGACUACUGCGCCCAAACAAUACUGUGUUCGACCAAAUAGUGGUAUCAUUCAACCUUCAAGUCAUGUAGAAGUACAAGUAAUCUUUCAACCUUUCAAAGAAGAACCUGCUCCCGAUUUUAAAUGUAAAGACAAAUUCUUGGUGCAAACUGCCAUAGUCAAGCCUGAAUGGAGUGAAUGGAAUAUGGUGGAAUUAUGGAGUCGUAUUGAAGCUGAUUAUAGAGAUCAAAUGUCACAAAGAAAAGUCAAAUGUGUAUUUUUACCACCUGAAUUACCUCAACCAGUAGUAAAAAAUGAAUUUAUUUUAGAUGAACCUCCCACACCUACAUCAUCACAAUAUCAACAACAACCAUCAGAGAAUAAAAGUGAAGAACAACAAGAAGAUGAUGAUGACGGUGCCACAUCUUCACCUACAUUAUCAUCGACAUUACCUGCCAUUAUUGACGCCGCCAACAAAUCAUCUAACAACAAAGGAGGAUAUGAUCCUACAGCUUCAUCUAUCUCCCUAUUGACAGCACGUACAACUAUGGCCACUCCUACAGCCACAACGAAACCUUCUUCUCAUCACCAAUCAUCAUCAACUAAUACAUCAGAAUUAACUCAUCUUCAACAACAAUGGAAAGAGGAAAAAAUACAAUUACAGCAGGAUUUAUCCAAAGCGUUGGCAAAGGAGAAAACACUGGAACAACAACUCAUCAAAGAAAGAAAUGAUGCAGCUUCAGCACAUGCUCUAGUGGAACGAUUACAACAACAGAUUAAAACAUUGGAACGUACAGCGGCUCAUACUACAAAGGAUCAUAUAUCUUCUGGUCCCACAACAACUAAUACUACCACUGCUGCUGCUGCUGCUGCUGCUGCUGCUACUGCACAUGCUAUGCAAACUUCUCCGUUAACUGUCGAAGGUUAUCCUCCUCAAGUCCUUUUAUCAGUCUCAGCAUUUGUAUUUAUUUUUACUUAUUUAUUCUUUUGAUGGAUGACCUUUUUUUUUUUUUUUAGUCUAG